Messenger RNA from Notechis scutatus (mainland tiger snake), 1166 nucleotides. RefSeq names its product CD6 molecule (gene CD6). Gene Ontology annotation, cellular component: plasma membrane. Gene Ontology annotation, molecular function: serine-type endopeptidase activity. Gene Ontology annotation, biological process: zymogen activation. The record is from RefSeq and is a predicted model, not a curated record. NCBI's taxonomy places the organism in Eukaryota, Metazoa, Chordata, Lepidosauria, Squamata, Elapidae.
GAGAAAUGGAUCUGGUGGAGGUGCUCGUUAUGACCCUUUCCCUAAUGGCGGUCAGAAAAGCCCAGCCUAAGCCAAGUGAACCUCCUGCUCUCAGAAAUACCACCAGCAGCAGCACAACUGUAGAACCAGAAAUUAAAAAAUUACGUCUGAUGGAUGGAGGAAGCAACUGUUCAGGCAGAGUCGAGUUGGAAGUCAUGGGUAUCUGGGGCACAGUAUGUGGUGACAAAUGGGACCUGGCUGAUGCUGAAGUUGUGUGUCAGCAACUUGGUUGUGGUUCAGCCGUUGGGGCUCUCAGUGGCUCUCAUUUCCAAAAUGGGACAAGACCCAUCCAUAUGAAUGAAGUGAAAUGCUUGGGGAACGAAUUGUAUCUAUGGGACUGUCUAUCCAAGAAGAGCCAUAAUUGUGGACACAAAAAAGAUGCCGGUGUGAUUUGUUUAGGCUCACUGGCUAUCCAGACGCCUACAGAUACAACAGAAAGAGAAACUUUGACUUCAGUCUCCCAUUUACCCAGUAUAACUUUAACAACUCCUGAAGAACCGAAAGCAACAUCACCAGAUCGGAACCUGCGGAUCGCCUGCAUCAUUCUGGGUUUUCUCCUUUUUCUGAGCAUUGUGAUUAUUAUCCUUCUGCUGAAAAGACAGAAGAAAAACGAUUGUGUUAUUUCUUCUGCUCCAGUAUCUGUCCCCGUCCUGAUGAAUCACACGGUGCAGAAGUUAACCACUGGAGGGGAUAUCUCCCUCAGCCUCCACAAAACAGAAGACGUGACCCCUUCAGCAGCCCAUGAAGACUCUGAUUCUGAUUAUGAAGACUAUGAUUUCAGCAAGAAGCCCCCUGUGCCUCUCUCUAAUUUCUAUACUUCUUUUCACUACCAAGUAACUGGUGACCAAGUUUCACCACCUCACAACUUCCCCAAACUGACAACGCGCCAGGAGACCAAACGUCCCAAGGAUUAUCGACAACAGGAUCUUACAGCUGAAGACAGUGAUAGCACCUCUUCUGGAGAUGCAGAUUGGUAUGAGAAUAUCCACAAACCGCAGCAACACGUGGAGCAACAAGGAGAGGAACCCUCCUUUGCAGGCUUAACAGUUUUUGCCAAACCUUGGUCAAACAGCUUGACUGGCUCUGGAAAUGAUUCAUUAGAUAGCAGUGAACAUCAUAACAUGUGA